This is a messenger RNA of Thamnophis sirtalis, 3566 nucleotides long. The record is from RefSeq and is a predicted model, not a curated record. Lineage: Eukaryota; Metazoa; Chordata; Lepidosauria; Squamata; Natricidae.
ACGAGUCAGUGUCUGAGAAGAACUUUGCAACAAACCAUGCUUUAAAACUAAGCAACCAAGAAGAAAGAUGCCUAUCUUUGGCUAAAGGGGACAAAUCCUCUUCCUCAACCGGCUACCGGAUAAAUCAUGAAAGAUUGGCUAAACAUUCCUCUUAUACAGAUCUUCACCCUGGCUGUCUUCAGCUUGACAGAGAAGCUCCCAAAAGGUCCAAUUAUCACCACCCCUCUUGAGACUGUGGAUGCUCUGGUUGAAGAGGCAGCCACCUUUGUGUGUGUCGUAAAAUCUUUUCCCCAGGCAGAGAUUACCUGGACACGUAAUAACAUUCCUAUCAGAUUUUUUGAUACUAGGUAUGCCAUACGAGAAAAUGGGCAACUCCUAACUAUUCUGAGCGUGGAAGACAGUGAUGAUGGGAUAUAUUGUUGUACUGCAAACAAUGGUGUAGGAAUAGAAGCAGAAAGCUGUGGGGCAUUACAAGUGAAAAUGAAGCCGAAAAUAACCCGUCCACCUUCAAAUCUGAAAAUCAUUGAAGGAUUGAAGGCUGUUUUCCCAUGUACUACAAUGGGAAAUCCCAAGCCUUCCCUUUCCUGGAUCAAAGGAGAAAAUGUGAUAAAGGAAAAUUCUCGAAUUGCUGUUCUUGAAUCAGGCAGUUUAAGGAUUCAUAAUGUACAGAAGGAAGAUGGUGGACACUAUCGCUGUGUGGCAAAGAACAGCCUCGGGACAGCCUACUCUAAACCUGUAAUUCUGGAAGUGGAAGUUUUUGCUCGAAUUCUGAAGGCUCCUGAAUCCUAUAACGUAAGCUUUGGCUCUGUGGUAACUCUGCAAUGUGUAGCAACAGGCAUUCCAACUCCUAUAAUAACAUGGCUUGAAAAUGGAAAAGCUGUGUCAGCUGGAUCCAUUGUAGAAACAGUAGAAAACAGAAUGAUUGAUUCCCGGCUGCAGGUUUAUGUCACUCGGCCAGGUUUAUUCACCUGUAUAGCCACUAACAAGCACAGUGAGACUUAUGGCACUGCAAAAGCUGCAGCAACAAUUAAUGUUUCAGAGAGCAUUGCCUUGCUGUAAAGGAUCUCUACUGCUUUAAGGAAUGGCUUGCGAUGGAAGAAAAUGCCCGCAAAGGCAUUUAUAAGCCGGCACUGAUGUUGCUUACUUUGCCAGAGUGUAACAGACUUCCCAGCAUGCACCAUGAACCUACCGUCUGCACCAGGAUCCCCCAUUUUGAUCUGAAAAAAGAAAGCGCAACAAAAACUUGUUACAAAGGAAAUGGGGUGACAUACGAAGGUUCGGUGAAUGUCACAGCUUCUGGUCUUCCUUGUCAGGAGUGGAGUGCGCAGGUUCCUCAUGCACAUAGAAAAAUACCUGAGAUUUUCCCAGACCUCUUCAACGCGAUCAAUUAUUGUCGUAAUCCAGGAGGUGAAAAUGAGCGGCCCUGGUGUUAUACAAGAGAUCCUUCUAUCCCGUGGGAAUACUGCCACAUACCUCAGUGUGAAGAUGAUUCUUUGGCACUAGGAACAACAAGAUUGAGUACAGCAUCUCCACAUUUCCCUUUCUUCCCCCCCCUCUCUCCUACCUACUCCAUGACUGUCGUCAUCUCCAUCAUCUCCAGCUUUGCAAUGGUCAUCAUUCUCAUUAUUACAAUCCUUAUUUGUUGUCGGAGACGCAAGCAAUGGAAAAGCAAAACAAGAGAAUUUGCACCCCCAGCUCUGACAACUCUUCCUUCGGAGCUCUUGUUGGACAGGCUGCACCCCAACUCUAUGUACCAACGCAUGCCUCUACUUUUGAAUCCCAAAUUAUUCAGUUUGGAAUAUCCACGAAAUAAUAUUGAAUAUGUGAGAGAUAUUGGGGAAGGUGCCUUUGGUCGUGUCUUUCAAGCAAGGGCUCCUGGACUGCUUCCUUAUGAACCCUUCACAAUGGUUGCAGUGAAGAUGCUCAAAGAAGAAGCCUCAGCAGACAUGCAGGCUGAUUUUCAAAGAGAGGCAGCUCUCAUGGCUGAAUUUGACAAUCCAAACAUUGUCAAACUUUUAGGGGUAUGUGCUAUUGGAAAGCCCAUGUGCCUGCUUUUCGAAUAUAUGGCAUUUGGAGACCUGAAUGAAUACCUGCGCAACCAAUCACCACGUAACCUUUGUAACCCAAACAACAACAACCUGGAGCCAAAGAUGAGGCCCUCCAGCCCUAAUGUGCUCACUCUUUCUUGCACUGACCAGCUCUGCAUCGCCAAACAAGUAGCAGCUGGAAUGGCCUAUCUUUCAGAACGCAAGUUUGUGCACCGGGAUCUGGCCACCAGAAACUGUUUGGUCGGAGAAAAUUUGGUGGUUAAAAUUGCUGACUUUGGCCUCUCCAGAAAUAUGUACUCAGCAGACUAUUACAAGGCCAACGAAAACGAUGCCAUCCCCAUACGUUGGAUGCCCCCUGAAUCUAUCUUCUAUAACCGCUAUACCACGGAGUCUGAUGUCUGGGCCUACGGGGUGGUCCUGUGGGAAAUUUUUGCCUUUGGCAUGCAACCCUAUUAUGGGAUGGCUCACGAGGAAGUCAUUUAUUAUGUAAGGGAUGGAAAUAUCCUGUCGUGCCCUGAUAAUUGCCCUUUGGAGCUGUACAACCUGAUGCGCCUUUGUUGGAGCAAGUUGCCUUCUGAUAGGCCAAGCUUUGCAGGCAUCCACCGUAUUCUGGAGCGAAUGUACGAAAGGGCAAUGGCUGCUGAACAGGCAAUGUUUCCCAUCGGAAAGUGAAGCAGGGUCCAAAAGAGACAUCGUUGCAACUUUUUUAAAAAAAACCCUCAUCAUCUAAAUAUCAUUUUUCGUUUUAAAACUCUCAAAUAAAACUUUUUGCUGUGCCUCGGAAUCCAAUGUGGCUAGAAAAGACAUCCAAACGGAUACAAAAAACAAAAUAACAGUCAGCUAACUUAAUAGCAGAACCUCAAGUACCAAAUGAGCUGAAAGAACAGACAAGCUUCAGGUGUGUCAGGCUUCAGACUAUUUCUGAAAACCCAAUUCCAAACAAUUUCGAGAAUAUCACUGUUGAUUUUACACAGCUGUUUCUCUGUAAAUACUGUAGUUGUUUUACCUGAAUCAGAACAUUGUUUGAUCUAGCUGUGAAUCCUAUUCCGACUGUAAGGGGCUUUGGACAGUGGUCUUUCCUGUUCUCUCUUAGAUUGUUUAAUUGAUGACAUGAGGGAUUGUAUUUGAGACCACUACUGUACCAUGGAAAUAGUGGGUGCCAUCACUGAAUGAUUUCUUAGUGCAGAUGCAGGGAAGGCUGUUCUAAUGGAAUUGGAUGAAUACCACAGCUAUAGCUGGGAGGCGUCUCAGGAAACUGGUCCAGUAUAUCUGCAGAGCUCCAGGUUCAGAAAGUCUGCUGAAAUCUUUUCUUACAAAUAGGUAAGAGGAAAUAAACAAGGACAAAUCUUGUUUUAUAUCUUUCAGUGGUGAAUAUUAUUGUACAGAUAGAUUAGGAGCUAUUAUUUUAAUUAAAUACUGUCUUGGUUCCAGAAAUUUUUAUUGGUUUAUGAAAAUAUAAUGUAAAAUAUAAAAAUACAAAAGAAAAUAAUGGGAAAAUGAGGGAGACGGGAAGGGAAA